This is a messenger RNA of Trichoplax adhaerens, 948 nucleotides long. RefSeq lists its product as uncharacterized. The coding region runs from base 1 to 948 and encodes 315 amino acids. Lineage: Eukaryota; Metazoa; Placozoa; Uniplacotomia; Trichoplacea; Trichoplacidae. Gene Ontology annotation, molecular function: signaling receptor activity. Gene Ontology annotation, cellular component: membrane. The record is from RefSeq and is a predicted model, not a curated record. The transcript has a single exon.
AUGACAACCUUUGUAUUUCGUCGAUCACGAAUCCGCUCUCGAUUUCGAUCUAUUUCUGGUGAUCAAAAGAAGGAAUGUCAUGGAUCAAUUCAGCUGUAUAAUAUUUCUCAGGUUCCGCCAUUCCUAAAAUUCAAUCCUCAUAUAUACAGCGGCUAUAGAGUGAAUUUAUCUUAUCAGUCUUGUCUCAAAAGUUUAUUCGUACUUUCGAAUGAAUCAAUCAAUAUUUGGAGUCAUUUUCUUGGCUUUUUCAUUUUCGUGUACUUACUUGUUUUCGAUAAUGUCUACGUAGUGCCAUGGACAUUGCAAAGUAUGCCAGAUCGUAUUGUAAUAUCUUCUGCAUGCCUUUUUUAUAUGUCCACAUUGCUGCUAAGUACCUUAUAUCAUCUAUUUCAUUGCCACUCCGAGAGAAUGAAUCAAUUGUGGCUAAAGAUGGAUAUUGGGGGCAUAGGUAUUGGAAUUAUCGGUGGAUUUGUAUCGGGGCUAUAUGUUGCUUACUAUUGCCAUCGCUACUGGUUACUAAUAUACGUCAUCGUAUCAACACUACUAAUAUCGACUUCUGUUUAUAAUUUAGCUUGCUCAGAUGCUAAAGGGAUUCAGUUUCAAAUCUCAAACUUAAAUUUUCGUAUGAAUAGGACCGUCGUUUUUGUUAUUAUUGUCGCAUUUUCAUUAGUUCCAAUAUUUCAUUUUAUCUACUUGCAUGACGGCAUAUCAUCCACAUUUGUUCGUCAAUUUACAAUUGGUGCAAGCUAUAUGCUAUUUUAUGGCUUAAUGGGCUGUUUAUUUCUUGUCACUAAAUUUCCUGAGCGUUUAUUUCCAGGUAAAUUCGAUUAUGUAGCUUCCAGCCAUCAGUUUUGGCAUCUAUUUGUAUUCCUGUUAUUUUACUCAUGGCAUCAAUCUUGCCUUGAUGCUGUUCAAUAUCGCAUAAAGAAUCAGUGUGAAAUUAUCUAA